Messenger RNA from Staurois parvus, 501 nucleotides. NCBI's taxonomy places the organism in Eukaryota, Metazoa, Chordata, Amphibia, Anura, Ranidae. The record is from the annotation of a GenBank genome assembly.
AUGUUGGUGAAUGGUUGGGUUGGGCAGCCCUUUGAGGUUGGAUCUGGGGUGCGCCAGGGGUGCCCGCUGAGUCCCUUGCUCUAUGCCUUUGCCAUCGACCCCUUCGUCAGGAGGCUAGAUGGCGGGGCAGUGAGCGGGGUGCCGGUGGGUGCCACUGGAGAUCCGCCUUUGAGAGUUGUGGCUUAUGCUGAUGACGUUUCUGUUUUCAUUUCUGGACCAGAGGAGGCGCAGGAGGUGGUUUCAGUAAUGGAUCAGUAUGCCGAGGCAUCAGGUUCCAAGGUCAAUCAGGACAAAUGUGAAGUUCUUUGGAUGGGCAGGGAGGGUGAGAGCUUCUCACUCCCGGACGCCUUCCCAGUGCCUCAGCCGAACAUCAAAGUGUUGGGCAUCAAUUUUGGCCCUGCUGAUUACAGCAAGCAAAAUUGGGAAUCCAAGCUGUCGGAUGCCGAGGUCAAAGUGAGAUGCUGGAAGGGGGUGGCGGCUCUCCUUGAGGGAAAGGGUUGA